Molecule: messenger RNA, 627 nt
Organism: Prorocentrum cordatum
Lineage: Eukaryota; Dinophyceae; Prorocentrales; Prorocentraceae
Source: the annotation of a GenBank genome assembly
GGCUCAAGCCGCCUUGAGCGAACGGACCGCGCGACCAUCUCCCCUCGCCCGCCCCGCAUUCCCAGGGUUGUUUCGCGAGCAUGGAUCAGACCGAGAAGGCUUUCCAGAAGCAGGACGCAGUCUUCAUCGGUGCGAAGCGCCUCCUCGGGAAGAAGGCUGGCAAGAAGGCCCUGCGCUACUGGCGCAACGUGGGCCUCGGCUUCAGCACCCCGAAGGAGGCGAAGGAGGGAAACUUCGUCGACAAGAAGUGCCCGUUCACGGGGAACGUCAGCAUCCGCGGCAAGAUCCUGAAGGGCAUGGCGAUCUCCUGCAAGAUGAAGAGGACGGUCAUCAUCAGGCGCAACUUCCUCCACUAUCCGGAAGUUCAACCGCUUCGAGAAGCGUCACACCAACCUGGCCGCGCAUUGCUCCCCGGCCUUCGAUGUGAAGGAGGGCGACAAUAUUAACCAUGGGCCAGUGCAGGCCUCUGUGCAAGACGGUGCGCUUCAACGUGCUCAAGGUGGAGAAGAACCAGAUCUUCGGAACCGCACGGAAACAGUUCCGGCUGUUCUGAGCGGUUCGUCGGCGACCAGAGUGGCUCCGGAGAGAAAGUGGUCGAUGACGUCGAGGAUGAGGGGUGGACGAGAA